CAGAGCGAAAACAUGUGUGUAUGUAUAUAAAUGAAUUUGCAUGAAUAAUCGACAGAAAUCAAUGAGGAAAAUGUACUUCAUCGGGUCAGUCAGGAAAUCGGUCGGGAGACCAGUCAACAUAACCUAGACGUUUCUCGGUCUGACCAAUACGAUUACCUGCAAAACCGCGUUCGGGUACCAGUGCGUCGAUAGGACGAGUUCCUGGGUUUGACUCAAGCCGCGGUUCAAGCCGUGGUCGGGUUCAACCUCGCGGAUCUAUACCCGUCUCUGGGGUUUCUUCAGGGUCUGACCGGUUUGAAAACCAAGCUUCUGGGUCUCCGAAACGGGUUGGACCGAAUCUUCGACAAUGUCAUUAAGCAGCAUGAGGAGAAGAGGGCUGGGAAGGGGGAGGUGGAAUUGGAUGAUGAAGAUCUCAUGGAUGUUCUUUUCCGGCUUCAGGGGAGCGUCGGAUUCAAAUGUCCCAUCACCACCACCAACAUCAAAGCCGUCCUUCAUUUUUUAUAUCUAAGGGGUCGUUUGGAAGUUGCGAUUGUUAAAUAGAUGUAUUGUUGAGAAUGCAUGUAUAAUAUUAUACAUGUAUUGUCGAAUUUGAUGCAUUGUAGAAUACAACGUUUGGUAUGUGUGAUUGUGUAUGUCGCAUCAGCUAAAAGCUGAGACAAAACAAUCUCAACUCAACAAUCUCAACAAUCACAACUAAAAGUUGAGAUAUAACAAUCACUCAAAAUGAGUGAUAGUUUCUGUCACAUCACAGAAACAAUCCAUGUAUUGUUUCAGCUUCCAAAAAAACAAAAAAAACGAUGUAUUGUAAACAAUACAUGCAUAAUGACAAUCUCAACAAAACAAUCGCAACUUCCAAACGACCUAAAACUUAAAGACUAUCUCCCAUUCUUUGUCUAUGUUAAAUUUGGGGUAAAACGAUGCAUUGUAAACAAUACAUGCAUAAUCACAAUCUCAACAAAACAAUCGCAAUUUUCAAACGACCUAAAACUUAAAGACUAUCUCCCAUUCUUUGCUAUGUUAAAUUUGGGGUAAAAUACCUCGGACAGAUUUGAUGAGUUUCAUGAUUUUGAAAAAAAAAAGUUUACAAAUCUAAAAUGGGGGAAAAACCUGUUGGGCCUACCACACCAGCCCAGCUGGAUUACAAGCCACUAAGACAGGUGACUGUAGUAGCACAAUUGGGCCCAUUUGCGUUUCAGUUUUAGGGUUGGUCGUAAGUCGAACCGGUUGCUUGGGUUGGGUUACCCGAUUUCCCGUUACCAGGCGCUAUCUGGCGGAUGCAAACAAGUACACGUCAUCUACUUCCUCUUCCUUCUUUCUUUCUGCGGCCACUGCCCGUCCAACAUCUCCACUUUCCACUUUCCAGUAAUCCCUCAAAAAAAUCAAAUCACAGCUUCGCUUCCGAUCGAUUUCUCAUGCAAUUGGGAAAACCCCCACCGCUUCUCGUCAAAUAGAAGCAGCCAAGCCCAAGCCAAUCAACUCCCGCCGAGGAUGCGAUUCUCGAGACCUCAUUUCGGUGCAAGAAAGGCGGUGGCCUGCCGACUCUGGAAUUCGGGUUUUACUAGACACAUUGUGACCAGUUGCAGGGCCGUGUUGCUUCCCCGGUUCGGAGGCCCGGAGGUGCUGGAGCUCCGGGACGGCGUCGAUGUGCCGCCGCUGAAGCCCAAUGAGGUCCUCGUUCGUGUUCGGGCAGCUUCGGUCAAUCCACUGGAUACCCGAGUAAGUUCGGAUUCGGAUGUAGUUUCUCGAUAGAAUGGAAGGAUUUCUGUUUUGUGAUUAGGUCAGGAGAAUCAUGGAUGAAGAAUGGGUUUGAUUUGUUCUUGGGAAUUAUAGCGUGGCGAUUGCAUUAUUGUCAGAAUCAGAGAAGAUGGUGCCUGAAGUGAGAGUUGGUUCUGGUAUAGCAAAGAAGCAUAUGCAUGAGAAAGAAUCUAAAAUUAACUAAUGAUAUGAAUGAUGAUGGAAGUUAGCUCAGAUGUUGGAAAUGUGUUGCUUUCUAUUAUAUCAUACAGAGAACUCACUGUAUUUCUUCAAUUGCUGAAUUUGUCAUGUAGAUGAUGUCUUAGCUUGAAGAGUUAUCUGUCUCAAGGAGUAGGUUCAUUAAUCAAUCGAUUUUUUUGAAUCUUUGAUUCUUCCAGAUGCGAGCAGGUUAUGGUCGUUCGGUAUUCGAACCACUCCUACCUCUCAUUUUGGGUCGAGAUGUCAGCGGGGAAGUUGCAGCCGUUGGAACGUCGGUUCAUUCCUUGAGUGUUGGACAAGAGGUCUUUGGUGCGCUGCAUCCAACUGCCGUCAGGGGCACUUACACGGAUUAUGCAGUGCUUUCAGAAGAAGAACUUGCUGCGAAACCAGCUUCAAUUACUCAUGUGGAAGCAAGUGCCAUUCCUUUUGCUGCACUGACUGCUUGGCGUGCUCUAAAGAGUACAGCUAGAAUAGCUGAGGGGCAACGGCUGUUAGUAAUUGGUGGCGGUGGUGCUGUUGGUUUUGCUGCCAUCCAGCUGGGUGUUGCUGCAGGGUGCUAUGUUACAACCACCUGUGGAGGUAACAGUGUAGCUAGAAUGCUAGAAUCUGGUGUAGAACAGGCUGUCGACUACACUGCUGAGGAUAUUGAGGUAGCUAUAAAAGGGAAGUUUGAUGCUGUUUUGGACACUAUUGGAGUGCCGGAAACAGAGAGAACGGGAAUCAAUUUUCUGAAGAGAGGUGGUCACUACAUGACACUUCAGGGGGAAGCAGCAAGUUUGACGGAUAGAUAUGGGUUAUUGGUUGGGCUUCCCAUCGCUACUUCAAUAUUACUGAAGAAACAGAUACAGUAUCGUUAUUCUCAUGGAAUAGAGUAUUGGUGGAAUUACAUGAGAGCCGACUCCGACGGCCUAGCUGAAAUACGCAGACUCUCCGAAAUCGGGAAGCUGAAGAUGCCGGUGGAGAAGACGUUCCCGAUCUCGCAAGUGAGAGAGGCUCAUGAAGCAAAAGACAGCAGGCGGGUGCCCGGUAAAGUCGUACUUGAACUCGACUGAUAGGCGAAUCCUUUGAACAGAAUUAGAAUGCAGGUUAUGCAAUUGUGAAAUGGGGGUGGGGUGGUCGAAAGUGAUUUGCUUUCUUCCUUUCUUCCCUCACAAGUCAGGCUUUAGCUCAUACUAGUUGUGGUGAUUAUGCAUGCAAGUAAUGAACUUGAGAAAAUAGUGUGUUCUUUUUCAUAUAUAGGUAAUAAAAGAGUUGGUUAUAGUAUGUACUAGUUUUCUUCUGCUCCUCCUUGCUUGCUGUAAGUGUCCCUUAAAACUAUAUAUUAGACUGUCAGUUCGAUUCUGUGCUUGUUUGUGAGCGAAAUAUUUGGUAAUUGUCAAUUAGUUUUAUUAGCCGCCGGCCGCCACAAUUACUUUUGGUAAAUCACGAUGCAUUUCACUGCCCACUGGUAUUAAAUGAUUGAAUUAUUG
This is a messenger RNA of Linum trigynum, 3422 nucleotides long. NCBI's taxonomy places the organism in Eukaryota, Viridiplantae, Streptophyta, Magnoliopsida, Malpighiales, Linaceae. The record is from the annotation of a GenBank genome assembly.